AUGACCACCAGGAGGGUUCUGGUUACCGGUUGCUCCUCUGGUAUUGGCUUGGCUGUCGCUGUUCGGCUGGCCAAAGAUGAGUUGAAACGGUUCAAAGUGGUCGCCACAAUAAGGGAUCUUAGCAAACGGGGGCCUUUGGAGAAAGCAGCUGGUCACACAUUAAACAAAACCCUAGAGAUCAAAGAGUUGGAUGCCUGCUGUGAAGCCUCCAUCAGAGCAUGUGUGAGCAGCCUGCCCAACAGACAAGUGGAUGUCCUCGUGAGCAAUGCAGGUGUUGGUAUGAUCGGGCCUGUGGAGUGCCAGAGUAUCACUGACAUGAAGAAGGUCUUUGACACCACCUUCUUUGGCCUGGCCAGGCUGGGGAAAGAGGUGCUGCCAGAAAUGAAGGAGCGGCAGAGAGGCCAUAUUGUGGUGAUGAGCAGCGUCAAGGGACUACAGUGACUCCUCUUCAACGAUGUCUGCGCCACCUCCAAAUUUGCAGUGGAAGGAUUUUGUGAAAGUCUGGCAGUGCAAGCAAUGAAGUUUAACACCAAGAUUACUCUGGUGGAGCCCAGACCAGUGAUUACACAAUUAGAAAAAAAAUGGUAAAAAGAAGCAGAAAAUAUGGCUGCCAGGAUCUUCCGUGAAAUUUACCUGCCUUACUCUCACAAGAUCUUUACGACAUUAGGCCAGACACCUGAAGAAGUAGCUGAGCAAACUGUUAAAGUGAUCACAGCGAAGGACCCUCCUCUGCACCACCAGGCCAACCGUCUCUACAUGCCCAUGACUGCUCUUAAACACGCAGAUCCAAGCGACAGGCUGCCUCUGGACACGUUCUAGAUGGUGUUUAAACACGGCAUGAUGUUCAAUGCCACUCUUCGUGUUCUGCGCUUGCUGCAGAGAGGAGGGAAGAAAUGAAGAGCUAAUAUGCAAAAACAAAAUAAAAAAAAGACAUUUUAAAUGAUUUUCUUCAGGAAACAUCAGUCAAAGCAACGUUUUGGGAUGUGGCUGGAAAUUAUUUUGAUUGACAGCUAUGGGUCUUUCUUCCUUCAAGACAUUUUAGUAAAAUCAGUAAUAGAAAUUUCCUCAGUUUAUAUUUGGCUCUGUAAUUGCCCUUUACUUAUUUUAUGUAGAUAUGCACUGACUAUUUAUUACAUUUAUUAAUUGUUUUUAUUUUUUUAGCUUAAACUUCGUUUGAUCGUAAAAAAGCUCAAGACGUUUUGUUCUUAAAUUUCAGAAAACAAGCAGGUGCUGAGUCUUCCACCAGAAAACUGUCAAAUGUGUGGUUCUGCUUUAGAUUUUAUGUUAUUGUUUUGAUGAAGAAACAUGUUCAUGCAGAUUCUGUAGCUAGUUCCUCAAAUAUGACUCAUUAUUUUAGGUUGAAAAUAUCAAAGUAAAAAUGGUAGACAGUUACAUUUACCCGGUAUGUGCAAGUUGAUUUUAGUGACUAGAACAAGCUGAAUGUGUCUAAACACAAAGACCUGUGUUUGAAUAUUUGACUCAAAUAUUCUCUGAUUUUUUACUCACAUAAACCAAAUGACAUCAAAGGGAUACGAUGCAAUGUUUUCAUAUUUUAAAUCAUGUUCUUGAGCCAGUACGUGCUAAAACGACCCUUUACAGGGUUGAUGAAAGGCCACCCAGCCCCAUCAUCCUCUUUGGCCAGAAUAUUCCACUGGUGGGCCACUCUGUUGGGACUACCAGCAUGUUUCCUGCAUGUUUUAGACAUGAACACAGCUGAUUCUAGCGAUGAAUCACUCCUGUAGACACUAAUGAAGGCUGGGAGACACUUCAGCUGUUAGAUUAAGGUGUUAAAAAGACAAACACACAGCAAGGAGAUAAGUUUUGCUUUCGGUUCUACAAACUGAUACUAGAGAGUGCUAAAAGCAAGC
Messenger RNA from Nothobranchius furzeri (turquoise killifish), 1868 nucleotides. Its product is annotated as retinol dehydrogenase 8. The record is from RefSeq and is a predicted model, not a curated record. Gene Ontology annotation, molecular function: oxidoreductase activity. Gene Ontology annotation, cellular component: cytosol. Lineage: Eukaryota; Metazoa; Chordata; Actinopteri; Cyprinodontiformes; Nothobranchiidae.